Anolis sagrei ordinatus is the source of this 894-nucleotide messenger RNA. RefSeq names its product CBY1 interacting BAR domain containing 2 (gene CIBAR2). The record is from RefSeq and is a predicted model, not a curated record. NCBI's taxonomy places the organism in Eukaryota, Metazoa, Chordata, Lepidosauria, Squamata, Anolidae. Gene Ontology annotation, cellular component: ciliary transition zone; ciliary basal body. Gene Ontology annotation, biological process: cilium assembly.
AUGAAUGUCAUCCUCUCCAGAGAUACGCAAGUGAAGAUCAUGGAGAAGACCGUCUCCAACGCGGAGCAAUACUUUGGCAAGUUCUGCACCCUGAUGGCCGCUUACACCCGCAAGACGGCCAAGCUUCGGGACAAGGCGGACCUGCUGGUCAAGCAGCUCAUUGACUUCGCCAACACCGAAAACCCUGAGUUGAGGACAACCACCAAGGCCUUUGCAGAAGACCUGGCCAAAGUGCAGGACUACCGGCAAGCAGAGGUGGAGAGACUGGAGAUGAAGGUUGUGGAACCACUGAAAGUCUAUGGAGUGCUCAUCAAGCAAACCAAGGCUGAGAUCAAGAAGUUCAACCGCGCUCGGAACAAUGAAAUCAAGCAGCUGGAGAAGCUGGAGAAGAUCCGGCAGAAAUCUCCAUCUGACCGGCACAUGAUCUCACAGGCUGAAUCCGAGGUGCACAGGGCCUCAGUUGACGCAAGCCGAAGCACGCAGCAGCUGGAAGAGACUAUUGACGAGUUCCAGAAACAGAAGCUAAAAGACAUCCAGAAGAUCUUCCUCGAUUUUGUCACCGUCGAGAUGGUAUUUCAUGCAAAAGCUUUGGAAGUCUAUUCUAAUGCUUUCCAAACCCUUGAAGGUUACGAUCUGGAGAAAGAUUUGCAGGAUUUCCGAGCAAAAACCAACAUUGUUUCAGGAACUUUGCCCGUUGCAAAGCCCACGAACCCAUCAUCCACAGUCUCUUGGUCUACAGGCCCGCAGAGUGUGCAAAGUAUGCUCCAGAAGCUGACAUUGGUGGAAAGCGAGGAGGAAGAGGAGGAAGAAGAGGAGUCCGAUGGGAGCCACACACAAAACUUAACCCACAUCAAAUACCCUCCCAUUCGGCAAGUGACCAGCAGGAACCUGUGA